AAGUCGUGAACUCGUGACUGAAAAACUUGCCAAUUUUGCCGAAAUCUAUCUCAUAUUUAAUUUAAACUUAUUUGUAGUUUUACAUAAUGUUCAGUGCUACGAUUUGAACUGACUUUGCGAUAGGUUGAAGUGGUAUUACAAUUUUCAACAUGGGAGCGCCAUAUGCGGAAUUAGAAAAACCUCUGGAAGAGUAUGCCGUGCUCUGCCGGGGCUGCUUAGCGGAGUCCGGUGUCAUGAAGGACAUGGUUGAGUGGGGCCUUACCGAGGACUUCUUUAAGUUCACUAAUGUACAGGUGGACCAAUCCAACGGCCUGUCGCAGCUGCUCUGCACCACGUGUGAGGACUUGCUGGACAAGUGCAAGAGUUUCCGCGAACAGUGCCGCAACUCGAACAACGUGCUGAUUGACAUCAUGAAGAAAAAAACAAAAGAAUCGUCUAUAUCGCCUGAACCGAUCGUCGAAUUGGUUGAAAAUAAAACCGAUGAAACGGAGGAACAGGAGUCCGAUCCCAUCUCAAUAUCCUGUAUCCUCUGCGAAGACCAACUAAUCAUCAUGAUAACUGCAGCGGACACUGAGUCUAAGAUAUACUUCUCCUGUCCCUACAGUUGCACCGACAAGUUUCUCAAAAAGCCCGAUUUGCUCCAUCAUCUAUCAAAAUACCAUAAUGUAGACGAAAAGUCGUUCGAGAUCGAAUUCCGGUACUACUGUGCUUUUAAAGACUGUAAUUACCACGCCAGCAAUACUAAAGAAAAUAAAUGGUUUUCCGGCAGGAAGUUUCUGAACCAACAUUAUAAUAAAGUGCACAAGAACAAACGACUUCAUUGCGACGUUUGCAGCCUCAGAUUCACGACCGAUUCUGAGUUUAACAGACAUCUAAGUACGUGCAACAUGAAAUAUUCGUGUCCAGUUUGUCCCAUGGAUUAUGAUCUGAACGAGAAACUGCUGGUACAUUUGAUGCGGCGACACCCGGAAAUACACAAACAGUAUAAGAAUGACCGCAAAGCAUAUAAACGAAAAGCCAAAAUAGAGACUGAAACAAAAAAGGCUAAAGUGGAAACUGAGCGGCUUGAAAACUACAUGUGUGACAGUCCAAAGCGCUCUUUCGCGACUCAAACCUUGAAACCUGAGGAAAAUAUAAAAAAUGACGUCUCGCUUUGGAAUAUUCCCGGCAAAAGCGACGAAGCAAAAACCGACGAAAUAUCAACGCAAACUGUUUUCGAAGACCUUUUAUCCCUAAAAUCGCAGAACAGCGAAGAUGAAUCCAUAUUUUUCUCAGAAACAGUCUCCCUAUCCGAUAUUCAAACUCAAACCUUCCCUCUUGAGUUUGGCUUGAGUCGUUCUAACAAAGAAACGAUUACAUCGGAAACCCAAUCUCCAGAUUUGAGUAUAAAAGAGACCCAAACCUGCGUUUGUCUUUACGAUUCGCCUAAAACAAACUAUAGACUCUUCGACAGCGUAUCAUCAAGUCCCUGUAGCAUCAAUUUGACGUCGACUGAGACUCAGACCGCCGAAUUUAGGUCGAGCUUGAGAGCUGAUGUGCUAUUAAGCUUCAACUCCACUGAAACCCAGACGUGCUUUGACGAGGAUCUGGAUAAAAGCGCUUUGUGAUGGCUAGACUUCUAGCCCGAGUCAUUCGGUUACGUGGAUGAUAUCGCGGCAAUUCAGACUGAUCUUGAAAAGCAUGAAGAAUUUUAAAGCUUUAAUGUUA
Molecule: messenger RNA, 1707 nt
Organism: Ostrinia furnacalis (Asian corn borer)
Lineage: Eukaryota; Metazoa; Arthropoda; Insecta; Lepidoptera; Crambidae
Exons: 3
Coding region: 150-1607 (485 amino acids)
Biological process (GO): positive regulation of transcription by RNA polymerase II
Cellular component (GO): nucleus
Molecular function (GO): zinc ion binding; transcription cis-regulatory region binding; DNA-binding transcription factor activity, RNA polymerase II-specific
Source: RefSeq, a predicted model, not a curated record